UGAGAUACUAUUAACAUACUCAUCUAGCUCACACAGACACACACUGACAUACAAACACCACUCGCAUUCAAUCUAAUUCCUGCACACAGAGGAAGGAAGAGAGCGGAGAGGAAAAGACAGGGAUGCUCUUAGCAGGUGCCAAAAACUGAGUUGAGAGAGAGAGAGAGCGAGACAGUGGCAUGGAGGACUAAAGCAUUCAGUCAGGUUUUAAAAGCUCCUCGAACUAUUAUUGGUGAAAUUUGUUUUGUGUGUUUUUAUUUCCAUGCUUCUCUCUCCUUUAUCUGUGUUUGAGUGUGUUCAUCUGAAUCUAGACAUACCGACUCACAUUAGCGGUGCAUUUGGGGCCAUUAUCAAUUGCACCAUGCUGUGCUCCUCUGUAUUUGUGGUGCUUCUAGUCCUUCUGGCCAAUCCGGUGCCAGGCCACACCCGGACCCUUCACACCCCUGACAAAGCCAUGCAGGUCAUCGAGCAGUUCCUUGAGCGCUACAAUGACCUUUUGACCCUUGAUGAUCUUGAGAACCUCACGAGUGACCAGUCAGAAGAGCCCAUGCAGACCUUCAGCUCUGGGCUAAAGGUGGCAGAAUACCCUAAGUGGAUUGACACACCUGUGCAGAGCGAGAAUGCCUGGCUCCGCGUCUUGAAGGGGGCUUUGGCCAAUCAGAAGCGAGCUCCACCGGACCGGUUGCGGAGGGGUUGGAACCGAGGCUGUUUUGGCCUGAAACUGGACCGGAUCGGCUCUAUGAGUGGCCUCGGCUGCUAAUAAUGAACUGAGAGACGGACCGAGAUGAUGAGAUGACUGUUGUCCCGUUUAGCUUUAGGUAGAAGUCAUUACCAAAUUCUGGUCAGGUUUUGGACCCUGUGAAAAAAGUUAGGUGGACAAAUUCAUUAUAUUGUGCAUUUCAAUAUACUUAUUUUUACAUUGGAUUUGAAGUGACAUGUUGUUUAACUGUAUUUGUAUAUUUAUUUCUUAAUGAAGGUAGCAAGAAUUAAGUGUUUACUUUGUCCCUUGAGAUGUAGAUGAGAUACAAUCAUUUUGAUAAUCUGCUAGUAGUUUACUAGUAAGUAAAGAUCU
Sinocyclocheilus rhinocerous is the source of this 1072-nucleotide messenger RNA. RefSeq names its product natriuretic peptide C-like (gene nppcl). Gene Ontology annotation, cellular component: extracellular region. The transcript is spliced from 3 exons. The coding region runs from base 263 to 760 and encodes 165 amino acids. Lineage: Eukaryota; Metazoa; Chordata; Actinopteri; Cypriniformes; Cyprinidae. The record is from RefSeq and is a predicted model, not a curated record. Gene Ontology annotation, molecular function: hormone activity. Gene Ontology annotation, biological process: cGMP biosynthetic process; receptor guanylyl cyclase signaling pathway.